Messenger RNA from Paramormyrops kingsleyae, 2324 nucleotides. NCBI's taxonomy places the organism in Eukaryota, Metazoa, Chordata, Actinopteri, Osteoglossiformes, Mormyridae. The record is from RefSeq and is a predicted model, not a curated record.
UUUGUAAAUUUCUUUCCUGGGGCAGGUUGAAGUUUGGGACUGCUGACGUCAUGUGAAAGCCCAUGGUGUGGGGUCCACCUUAAAAAGCCGCUCGCCCCCCCCAGCCCCAUUUAAAGGAGCGGCGUCAGGACGCGUAAGCGCGCGCGCUGCCAGACCGUGAAGCGCCGCCGCCGCCGUGCCUGACUUACUGCCUCCGAGCCUUACGGUAUUUCUGUUUGUCUGGGAGUUGUGCUAUUUGUAUUAAUAUUUCGUUUUCCUGCACACUUUGACUCUGCCGGACAUUGAAACACAUGCCGUCUUGUGUAAUAGCGACGACACUGCACGCUGGAGUCACAGCUGUUGGUCUUUGUGUUUUGCUGGCCCUGAUCCGCAUCCAUCAGACAUCAGUCAUAUUGCUGGGCUGAUUCACAGCCGCUAGGAAGAUUCUCCCUGUCCCAUCAUGACCUCGGCUGAAUCCCAGGGGGGGCUCUUCAUCUCGGGGGGAGGGGAGACGUACCGGAACCCUACAGAGGUGAAGAUGAGCCAGAUCGUGCUGCCCUGCCACGCCAACCACUGCGGGGAGCUCAGCGCGGGCCAGCUGCUCAAGUGGAUGGACUCCACAGCUUGCCUGUCCGCUGAACGGCACGCCGGAUGUUCCUGCGUCACAGCCUCUGUCGAUGACAUUUACUUUGAGCACACCAUAGGGGUUGGACAGGUGGUUAACAUCAAGGCAAAGGUCAACAGAGCCUUCAACUCCAGUAUGGAGGUGGGGAUCGUGGUCACCUGUGAGGACCUCUACAGCGACCUCCAGUGGAAGGUCUGCCAGGCCUAUGCCACCUUUGUGGCCAGAGGCUCGGACAUGGGGAAGGUGCAGCUGAAGCCCGUCAGCCUGCAGACACAGGAGGAGCAGCUGGAGCACAGCAUCGCUUCCGAGCGAAGGAGGAUGAGGCUGAUCCAUGCGGAGAUCAUGACUGACUUGCUCAGCAGCUGGCAGACGGUGGAGGCGUGCCAGGAGCCGGAGAACGCAGUGGCGGCUGAGCGCACACGGGUGGAGAGCGUGGAGCUGGUGUUGCCCCCCCACGCCAACCACCAGGUCAACACCUUCGGGGGGCAGAUCAUGGCCUGGAUGGUGAACGUGGCCACCAUCGCGGCUAGCCGCCUGUGCAACGCCCACCCCACCCUACGCGCCAUCGACAUGUUCCACUUCCGGGGUCCGUCUCAGGUGGGAGAUCGAGUUGUCUUGAAGGCCAUUGUCAACAACACCUUCAAGAACAGCAUGGAGGUGGGUGUGUGCGCCGAGGCCUACUGUGGCAAUGAGCCUCUGCGGCACAUCAACAGCGCCAUCAUGAUGUUCGAGGUCCUGGAUAAGGAGAAGAAGCCCAGAAAGCUGCCACACAUUCAACCCGAGCCUGUGGAUGGGAAACGCCGGUACCAGGAGGCUAUUGCCAGGAAGAAGAUCCGCCUGGACAGGAGGUACAUCAUUUCCUGCAGGCAGACAGAGGUACCACUGUCUGUCCCCUGGGACCCCAGUAACCAGGUCUACCUCAGCUAUAACAACGUAUCUGCGCUUAAGAUGCUGACGGCCAGAAACAACUGGGUUCUGAACACUGAGAAGGACCAGGUGAACCUCUACACUCUGGAGGAGAACCAGGUGCUCUGCUUCAGGGUGGAGACCACAGUAGAUGUCCCAGCAGGCCGAGUCUUCCUGCUACUCUCAGACCUGAGCCGCAGGCCUGAUUGGGACAGUCAUUAUAAGCACUGCGAGCUGAUCAACCAAGUGGACGAGGAUGACGGCAUCUACCAUGUGAUCACACCCUCAGUCAACAGAAGUAACAAAGUGCAGGACUUCAUCCUGCUGGCAUCCAGACGGCGGCCGUGUGACCCGGGGGACCCGUAUGUUGUGGCCCUGCGCUCCGUUACCUUGCCCACUCACCCUCCCACUGAGGAUUACACCCGGGGUGAGGUGUUCUGCGCGGGCUUCAGCAUCUGGGAGGAGUCUGUCGGCAACACAAAGGUGUCCUACUACAACCAGGCCUCUGCAGGGGUGCUUCCCUACAUCUCCACUGAUAUCGCAGGCCUGUCCUCCACCUUCUACCGCACCUUUUGCUCUUGCAAGAAGUUCCUGAAGGACAACAAGGAUGGCUAGAAGGAUGGCUACUCUGGGGGACCUGAAUUUGCCCAGGGUGGCUCUGGCUCCCAUGCCUUUGUCUCUGUAUAAGGACACAGUCCCACAUCUCCAUCCUUGGCUGGAGUUCCUGGUUCUACUGACCGUUCACCUUGUUGAUUUCCCAGAACAUGUUCUGGUGGAACCAAAAGUGGUCCAAUAAAUUUUCAUCAAUCUGAAA